AUGACUGGUAAACUCCAGACCAGCAACGUGACCAACAAGAAUGACCCACGCUCGCUAAACUCCAGAGUCUUUAUCGGCAACCUCAACACAACCAUCGUCAAGAAGACCGACAUAGAGGUCCUCUUCGGCAAGUACGGCAAGAUAGUGGGUUGCUCUGUGCACAAAGGUUACGCCUUCGUACAGUAUUUGAACGAGAGGAACGCCCGAGGAGCUGUGUCCGGAGAAAAUGCCCGCAUCAUCGCUGGACAGCCUCUUGACAUAAACAUGGCUGGCGAGCCAAAGCCGUACAGGCCCAAAGCCGGCUCCAAGCGGCCGCUCUCAGCUGUUUACAGCGGUUAUGAAUUGGAUUACGAGUACUACAGGGAUGAUUUCUACAGCAGGCUUUUUGACUACCACGGCAGAGUGGCCCCCCCACCGAGAGCCGUGAUUCCCGUCAAACGCUCCAGGGUGCUCGCGCCCUCCACUCGCCGCGGGAAGACUUCCUUCCCCAUCAAAACAACCUCCUCUUCCUCCUCUUCCUCCUCCAGACCUCCCACAUCAUCCUCCUCCGGGCUCAAACCGGUGAAGACGGGCCAGCUGCAGACGAUUAAACGGGAGCUCACUCAGAUCAAGCUGAAGAUCGACUCUUUGCUGGGACGCCUGGAGAAGAUCGAGAAGCAGCAGAGGGCCGAGUCCGAAGCUCAGAGGAAGUACGAGGACAACUGCGACUCCCUGCACGAGGAGUCCGUGUCGGAGACGGCGGAAAACUCCGGGGAGGAGGCGGGCGAUGGGGCGCUGGACGUGGAGGCGGGAGAGAUGACUGACGGGGGCGAGGACGACUACGACGAGGAGGGAAACCACCAUCUGAUAGAGAACCACGUAUCGGAUAUUGACAACUGAGAUCAGGAGGAGGCAAGCGGACCCCUAACCCCCCCCCACCCCCCACCCAGUGGUUUUAGAAUUCUUCAUCGUCACCUUCAAGAGACAGAGAAGCAUCUCUGGAGGAUCAAGACUCUCAUACCGGACUGUAAGUCGUGUUCACGAGAUGCCGAAUCACAUUUUUAAAAAAAAGCCCGACUGUGCGGCGCCAAUGGAACGCGACGUGCCCCCAUCUAAAGAAAAUGUAUCCGUGACCCAUUUCAAUGCAUCGGCCUCGCUGGAUUAGCCCGCGCAACUUAUAUUUCAUUCCACGAGGCCGACGGGUAUCGUGUGCUAUAAAUCCUGUUUGUGGAGAGAGAGAGAGAAAAAAAAUAAUAAUAAUAAAAACAGAAAGGGAAUUAAAUGAAGGCUUUUAUUCUGAUUUAUAUAAACGAGAUGACGUGGCGAUGGAGGGAACGUGACGUCGGUGAUUGAUAUGUGUUUGCGGUGUAAAUUUCACAAACCGUGUUCUUUUUAUUUGAUCUUUUUGUUACAUAUUUUUUUUAACGUCGGAAAAUCAAAACGAUAUUCACAAAACGAAAGAGACAUCGUCGACUCAUGCAUAAGCCAAUAUCUACGAGCAUAACUUCAGCCGGCUUUAUUCCAUUUGUCACACGAACAACGUGUAUUCAGACUCCUGCCAAGUUCUGAAGCAGAAAGGGCUUCUUCCUGUGGUAGAGCUCAACAUCCCAGCAUGCACUGCUGCCGUCCGGGAGCCUACGUCCUUCCUCCUCCUGCUGCCGUCGACCCCCUGCGCUCUGCAGCAAGGUCGAGGUUUUAUUGAGUCGCUUAUGCGUUAAUAUGGAACGAUCAGACGUGACGCGGCAGCCUUAAAACCACCUAAAUAAGUGGUGAGACGUUAAUAAAAACACUAAACUCUUUUAAUAGAAUGCCCAUAAAUGUCAAUAUUAAAGUAAAGUGCACACUGUGGAAAGUUGUAAUUAUAAGUAAAUAGCUGCAAAGGGAAUCGAUGAUAUGUAAAAUGUAAUUAAUUCAUUAAUUUUCUCCAAAUAACGAAGAAAAAAAAAAAUUCUUUAUAGCAAUUCUCAGAAGCAGGAAGUGGGUUGAAUCUACAGCAAGAAAUACCAGGUGUGCCAGCUGAUGGUCAGUAGCAGCAAUGAAGUUGAUGAUGCAUAUCAGCUGGCACACCUAUAUCUAUAUAGACAUAGAUAUAAAUAGAUAUAGAUAUAUAUACAUAUAAAUAUAGAUAUAUAUAUACAUAUUAUCUGUAGAUGAGGUCAGCAUGAACUGCAGGAUCUGGAGAUGCUGGUGCGACGUUCAUCUUAUCUGUAAAUGAAGCAGCUUCUUAUCGAACACUCGGCUGUCAUUGACUUUGCUGCUGCUUGUAAAUCCUAAAUGUUUUCUUCCUCUUUCGCUUCCUCUUCGUGGUCGGAAGCAUAAAAGCGCACCUCAACUCGAGAGUAUGAAAGCAGACGGGCCUCUUUGCACUGGAAACGUGUUCUACAUACGGAUUAUCGGCCCUGAAUUGAUGUUGAAGGUUUCUUUUUGGACACAAUCCAGUGGAAUUGGACAUUACUGUGAAACGCUGAAUGUGGACUUAUUUCUUUUCGGGGUUUUUUUUUUACGUGGCCUUUUUUUUCUCCAUUCUAUGGAGCUAAAUCCAGGCCAAUAG
This is a messenger RNA of Cyclopterus lumpus (lumpfish), 2530 nucleotides long. It is a transcript of the gene ralylb, whose product is annotated as RNA-binding Raly-like protein. The coding region runs from base 1 to 879 and encodes 292 amino acids. Gene Ontology annotation, molecular function: RNA binding. The transcript is spliced from 8 exons. Gene Ontology annotation, cellular component: nucleus. The record is from RefSeq and is a predicted model, not a curated record. Lineage: Eukaryota; Metazoa; Chordata; Actinopteri; Perciformes; Cyclopteridae.